Nothobranchius furzeri (turquoise killifish) is the source of this 5508-nucleotide messenger RNA. RefSeq names its product polyserase-2. Gene Ontology annotation, biological process: proteolysis. The record is from RefSeq and is a predicted model, not a curated record. Lineage: Eukaryota; Metazoa; Chordata; Actinopteri; Cyprinodontiformes; Nothobranchiidae. Gene Ontology annotation, molecular function: serine-type endopeptidase activity.
CACACACACACACACACACACACACACACACACACACACACACACACACACACACCAAUUAAAAUAUAAAAUAAUGCUGAUAGCGUGGACUAGAAGACAGGUGAUGGUUUACGUAUUUAAAUGAUGAUCAGGCUGCUGUAAAAUGUAAUCUCCAUCCACAUCCAGACACAAUUAUCCUCUAUUAUUUCUCUAGUUGCUCUGCUCUUGUCUGGGCUGAUCAGCUGAUGGUGCGCGCGCGCCUAACUAGCGGCUGAUGCACAUUUUACGCAUUUGGAGAGGUGGACUGGAUGCUUUGCGUUUACUGGAAGAUGGUCCACUUAACGCACGGGUGUAGACUACAUAUUAAUGACAAAUGAACGAAAAUUAAAUUGUGAGUUUUUACUUCAUAUUUUAGUAAUAAAAAUGACGGGGGAACACAUUUAUGACGUCUUUUUAAACGAAAUUUUCUAGCGCGACCUGCCUGCUUCACUUAAGUCACUGCUUAUUAAGGUCUGUCCAAAAUUACCGUGGGAAACGGGUAAUAAUGGUUCUUUGAUGGGAACAGGUUGCCGACCCCUGGAUAAGAUCUGAGCUGGUAAAACAAAAAUCCUCAUCAGCAGGCGUUUUUGAAAGUGGGGGGGACACAGCUGCCAAUCACAAAUUUUGCCGGAGACAUGUCCCCGGCGUCCCCGGUUAAAAUGACGCCUAUGCUCACUUCGAAAAAUAACCAGCGGUAUUUAGGAAGUUUAGGAAGAGUAGUCCCUAUAUGUUGACGUUUAAAUCACACCCUUCUUUUUCAGAACUAACUCCUAAAUCCUCCUUUGACUCCUUCUGACUUCCUGUUGCAGGAAACCUCGUACUUUAUGUUUUAUUUGGUCAUUUUCUUUACCCAGUUGUGUGAUCCGUGUAGUGGACAGUCUACAGACUAAUCAGUCUUGCCCUUCUCUUAGUAAUGAUUUAAAUAAAGGAGAGAAAUGUCAGCACAAACCUGAAAAAUUGCUUCUAAGAAAGGAAAAGACACGUUUCAUCCUCACAUUCUUCCUGUCUUAGUCUAAAGCAUUUAGAAGUUAUCUGUUACACAAUUAGAACAUGUAUGUAGUCCAAACACACUUCAGCAUCAAAGUGUGGUAUUUUUCCCACCAGAAUGUAUCUGUUUUAAAUAAACACCGACUGUACCUCUACUGCCGUUCCUGAUUCUGAGUUGCUUUCCAACAUGAAAUGUAGAUCUAGCAGUUUUAGAAGAAAAAUCUGUCAUUUAGGUGUUUGAUGUUUAAUACCCACAAUGUGCAACAUGAACCACACCACACAAGAAAAUUGGGAUUAUUUUAGUUUUUCAUGGUCAUAAAGUAAUUUUCAAUUGUUUUCAGGUAACACAACUUUUGCUGUACCUUUGAGAGGCACUUACACUUCAGUGUGUCUUUGGUAAAGUCCCUACAACUCAAGGACACUGAGCGCAAGCAUGCAUAUGUGUGUGCUUGCGUGCAGUGGAGUGGUGCAUAUUUAAGUUUGAGCAGACCUGCUGGAGUUCACUUACAGCUAUGACUUUCUACAAGGUGACCAGUGUGGUGGUGCUGCUGGUGACCCUCCUAACCAAAGUGAAAGGUCACGGAGUUCCCAGCACCAGGACUACUGGAGGAACAACAGCACCCAUCAACAAAUGGCCCUGGAUGGUCAGUCUUCACAACUCCAGUCAUCUUUGUGGAGGAUCCCUGAUUAAUGAUCUGUGGGUGUUGACUUCUGCUCACUGCGUUUCAAGUUUUAACAUCACCCAAGAUAUUCUGACAGUUUAUCUGGGCCGUGAGAGACAGCAGGGACCCAAUCCAAAUGAAGUCAAACGAACAGUGGAGGAGAUCAUCAUCCACCAGGACUACGACUCUGUAACUGGCAACAGCAACAUUGCUCUUCUGAUGCUCUCUGCACCAGUGAACUUCACCAGUUACAUUGCACCUGUUGUCCUGGCAGACUCAAACAGCACCUUCUACACUGGUAUAAAUGCCACAGUCACCUGUUGGGGCAACACAGAAAUAAGUGGGUCGCUAUCUGAAAACCUAGUGGAGUUUGAAGUGGCAGUUGUGGGAAGCCAGCAGUGUAAGUGUAGCUGUGGAGAGAGCAACAUCACUCACAACAUGAUGUGUGCUGGUUUCCUUGAGGGAGGGGAAGGUUUCUGUAAUGGGAAUGGAGGAGACCCACUGGUGAGCGAUCUGCACGGUGUUUGGGUUCAGGCAGGAAUCGCAAGUUUUGGAGAAGGUUGUGCUGCAUCGAAUUUCACAGCAGUCUACACCAGAGUGUCCCAGUACCAGAGCUGGAUCAGCAACCACACCGUCAGUCACCAUCCAAGUUUCAUCACCUUCACGUCCAACGGGACCGACGACGACCUCAGUGUUUCCUGUGUAGCCCCAACCAACACAAGCCCUAAUGCUGAACCUGUGUUCUGUGGACAAGCCCCUCUAAACGCUGGUAUUUGGGAAGGUUCGGAGGCAACAGAUGGUUUGUGGCCGUGGAUGGUGAGUCUGCAAAAGAAUGGACAGCUUGUGUGUGGUGGGACACUGGUGUCCUUGGAUUCUGUCCUAAGCGACGCCAAUUGUUUCACAAGCUUCCCCAAUGCAUCUGAGUGGACGGUCGUGUUCGGUCGUCUGAAGCAGAACGGUUCAAGCCCCAACGAAGCAUCUUUUCAAGUGUCAAAUAUCAGUCUGAGCAACCUUACAGGGUCCAACAUCGCUCUGCUGAAGCUGUCGAGCCGACCCACCCUGAGUGACUACAUCCAGCCCAUCUGUCUGGAUGAUGGUCGGACCUCAUUCGAGGGAUCAAAAUGCUGGGUUGCUGAAUGGAGAUCUGGACAAGGAGCUGAGGCAGUCCUCCAGGAGUUUAGUGCUGCAGUGCAAAAAUGUGGGGAUGCAUCUCCACGCGACAUCAUCUGUACAGAACAGUUUACAGAGGACCAGAGCGGCUCUGGUGGUCCACUCAUGUGCGUGUUGGACAGGUCUUGGUUCCAGGUGGCUGUGCUGAGAUCACCUCUAAGUGCUAGCUCUGAAAGAAGAAAACGAGCAGCAAACCACAUCUUUGACAAACUGAGUCGUUUUAAUGAAUUCCUGUCAGAUAAACUGGGACCGUUCCUGACUCCACACUCUACAAACACAACUGCAGCCUCCACCGUCACACCAUCAGCAUCAUCCACCCUCGGCAACACCGCAACCUCCCCACAUGCAACCACCGGCAUGAUAGGCAGUGGGGGCACACGUUCGCAUUCCCCCUUCUUCCUCCUCAUCCAUCUUCUUGCCCUUGUUGUAUUUCUUUGAGCCUUUUCAUAGAGGUCUUAUGUUGACUCAUUUUCAAGAUGUGAAAUGCACUAUUGAAUGCAAACAGGCACUGACAGUUCUCCUGACCUUUAAACAGCAAACUUCGUGUCUCUAUUUUGGUGAAAUCCGUCCAGAUCCAAGGCAUCCUGUUUUUCUGUCCACCUUUCUUUUAUCUGUAUUUCAUCUUUAUUGAAUGUUAAAUUUUAACCAGAUGACUCAGGAUCAGGUCUGAUGGGGGUAUGAGCAGGAACUAAUGAAUGAAGUUGGUUAGGGGAGGUUAAUCAGGCAUUCUGGGUGUCUAAAUGGGUUUAAAUCAUUUGUAUUUUUUCAAAUUAAGAAUGAUUGUGUUUAUUGCCCCUCCCUAAUAUUACUAGCUGAUUUCUUUCUUUCUUUAUUUUUUUUACAUAUUUCUGAUUGAUGUUAUAUUUUGGUUUUAACUGAGAAUAAAAAUUUGAAAAUAGGCAAACUGUCAAAGUUAAAUAAAAUGUACGCACUUAAAAACGUCCAUUGCUGUUGUUAGUAGACAAUAUUUAAAAGUAAUGAAAUUAGCUUAAUCUGCCUUCCAUAUCUGUAAUGUAACAUCAAAAUAGUUGAAAUGACAUUUUUCUUUGAAAAAAACUACAUUUUAAUAAGCUUCAGGUGUUUUGAGAGGUUUGAAAUGCUCACAUACAGGUGCUGGUCAUACAAUUAGACUAUCAUGACAAGGUUGAUUUAUUUCAGUAAAAGUAAAACUGAAACUUGCAGAUUCAUUUCAAAUGUUUGUUUCGUUAAUUUUGAUGAUUAUAACUGACAACUACUGAAAAUCUCAAAUUCAGUAUCUCUGAAUAUUAGAAUUUAAUUUAAGACCAAUGCAAAAAAGGAUUUUUAGAAAUGUUGAACAUGUACGAAUAUGAAAAGUAUGAGCAUGUACAACACUCAGCAUUUAGUAGGGGCUCCUUUGGCCUGGCUGGAUUACUGCAGCAAUGCGGCGUGGCAUGGACCGGUCUGUGGCACUGCUCGGAUGUCAAGAGCCCAUGUUGCUCUGAUUGUGGCCUUCAGCUCUUCUGAAUUGUUGGGUCUGGCGUAUUGCAUCUCCCUCUUUACAGUACCAUAGAUUGUCUACGGGGUUAAGGUCAGGCAAGUUUGCAAGUCAAUCAAGAACAGGGAUACCAUGGUCCUUAAACCAGGUACUGGUAGCUUUGACACUGUGUGCAGGUGCCAAGUCCCAUUGGAAAAUGAAAUCUGCAUCUCCAUAAAGUUGGUCAGCAGCAGGAAGCAUGAAGUGGUCUAAGACUUCUUGGUAGACGGCUGCGUUGACCCUUGGACCUCAGAAAACACAAUGGACCAACACCAGCAGAUGACAUGGCACCCCAAACCAUCACUGACUGUGGAAACCUUACACUGGACGUCAAGUAACAUGGAUAAUGUGCCUCACCUCUGUUCCUCCAGACUCUGGGACCUUGGUUUCCAAAGGAACCAAUGUCCUGCAAACAUCUGUGCAUGGUGGUUCUUGAAGCACGUACUCCAGCUGCAGUCCACUCUUUGUGAAUCUCAGUUGGGCUAUUCUUGAAAUAGCCAUGCUCUUGGUUUAGUUCUGAAAGUACACUGAACAAAUACAUAAACACAACACUUUUGUUUUUGCUCCCAUUUAUCAUGAGCUGAUCUCAGAUAUCUGAAAUAGUUUCUAUAUUUACAAAAGACCCAUUACUCUCACAUGUUGUUCACAAAUGUGUCUUUAUCUGUGGUAGCGAGCACCUGUGAAGUGGGAUGGAUUCUCUGAGCAAAGGAGAAGUGCUCACAAACCUGUAGUUCUCAUUGUCAUUCAUUUUACAGAUUCUUUGAUACGUGCAGUGAUUACGAAGAAAAAAGUUCCAUAAAUCUGUUCAUUUUGAAAAAUUCAAAAUCUGAGUUUUAAUUACUUAAAAAAGUUCCUUGGUUGUUAGGUUCUAUCUGAAGGCUGCACAGUGAUGCAGUGGUUAGCAUUGCUGCUUUGUAGUAAGAAGGUCAUGAGUUCAAAUCCUUGUCUAGGGUCUUCUGCGUGGAGUUUUCAUGUUCUCUCUGUGGAUGCUUGGGUCUUCUCCAGGUACUCCAGCUUUCUCCCACAGUCGAAAAACAUGACUGUCUGGUUGAUUGGUCUCUCUAAAUUAUCCUUAGGUUUGUGUGCAUAUUGUUGUUUGUCCAAUGUGUCUCUGUGUCCCUGGGAUGGAGUGUUACCUAUUUCCCAAAGACCGCUGGAGAUAAGAACCAGACACCC